AUAGAACCUUUUCAGUAAACACACCACAAAAUGUCGAGCACUGGCAUCGUAUUGUACGGAACAGACCUGAGUCCCUGUGUGAGGACCGUCAGGCUUGUCCUCAAGGCCCUCAAUCUGGACUAUGAGUUCAAAGAGGUCAACCUGCAGAAGGGGGAGCACCUCCAGGAGUCGUACCUGAAGAUGAACCCACAGCACACGGUGCCCACGCUGGACGACAACGGCACCUACCUCUGGGACUCGCACGCCAUUGCUACCUACUUGGUGGACAAGUAUGGCAAAUCGGAUGCUCUGUAUCCCAAGGAUCUGGCCAAGAGGGCCAUCAUUGAUCAGCGCUUGUACUUCGACGCUAGUGUUAUCUACGCUGGUCUAGCCGGUGUGGUUGCUCCCUUCUGGGUACAUGGCAAUACGGAGGUGGCCCAGGAAAAGUUGGACAGCAUCCAUCGUGGUCUCACCCUGCUGGAGACCUUCCUGAGCAACGGAAAAUACCUGGUGGGAGACACCCUCACCGUCGCCGAUCUGUGCACUGGCCCCACGGUCAGUGCCCUGCGAGCUGCUGUGGAUAUCGAAGCUACCGGUUAUCCCAAGGUCACCGCCUGGCUGAAUCGCCUCAACGAGAUUGCCUACUACAAGGAUAUCAACGAGGGGCCGGUCCAGGGCUACGUUGCCUUCCUUCGCAGCAAGUGGACCAAACUGGGAAACAAGUGAAUCCUGCACUGAGGCCAUAAUUAAUCACGUCAUUUACAUGUUUAAUAUUUCCAUUCAUUUUCAAUAUUUUUAAGGGUUUAUCAUUCAUUAAAUUUAUAUGAAAUAUUGAAAUUAUAA
Drosophila kikkawai is the source of this 822-nucleotide messenger RNA. RefSeq names its product glutathione S-transferase 1-like. Gene Ontology annotation, biological process: glutathione metabolic process. Lineage: Eukaryota; Metazoa; Arthropoda; Insecta; Diptera; Drosophilidae. The record is from RefSeq and is a predicted model, not a curated record. Gene Ontology annotation, molecular function: glutathione transferase activity.